AUGUCCAGAGUGAAGAGAAUUGCUAAGGAGCUGGAGGACGUCAAAAAGGACGCGUUGUCGGGCGUGACUCUUUCGCUUGUGUCGGAGGACGAUCUCUCGCAUUUGAAGGGCACUUUUGUCGGGCCUCCAGGAACACCGUACGAGGGAGGACUCUUUGAGGUUGACAUCCAAAUUCCCGACGCAUACCCGUUCAAACCGCCAAUAAUGAAGUUCGACACCAAGAUCUACCACCCAAAUAUCUCCUCACAGACAGGAGCCAUUUGUUUGGACAUUUUGAAGGACGCAUGGACGCCGAUUCUGACCCUCAAGUCGUCGUUGAUCUCUCUGCAGUCUCUGCUGCAGAGCCCAGAACCUACCGAUCCGCAGGACGCACAGGUGGCAAAGGUGUACAUGAGCGACCCCAAGAAGUUUGCCGAGACGGCUGCCAACUGGACCAAGAUCUACGCCCCUAAUGACAACUACAAGCCCGAGAAGGGAGGCUCCAAUUACGACGAGUUUUACGGCAUUGACAGAGCCACCGUCCAGAUCUUUGAGGACAUGGGUUUUCCCAAGGACAAAAUCAUCGCUGCUUUGAGAAAGCUCGACCUCAAAAAAAUCAGGGUCGACGAUGUCCAGACCCAGCAGAGUGUCUUAGAUGAAAUUCUUCAUUAA
Molecule: messenger RNA, 651 nt
Organism: Ogataea polymorpha
Lineage: Eukaryota; Fungi; Ascomycota; Pichiomycetes; Pichiales; Pichiaceae
Exons: 2
Coding region: 1-651 (216 amino acids)
Molecular function (GO): protein binding
Source: RefSeq, a predicted model, not a curated record